UCUCAGACGUGCAGAGUUCUGUUGGUUUUUACUCUCAGAUCAGAUCAGUUGAUAUUUCUUUCUUCUAAUAAACUGUGGUUUUGUUUCCUCGCUGCAGAUCCAUCAACAAAGACAAGAGUCCCCACUGAAGACUCCAGUCAUUCAGGGCAGCACCUUGAUCAGGAUCCUUAACUUCCUUUACAUGAGCAGUGAGGUCGGCUGCUGAAGUGUGUGUGUGUUGUUGUGCAUCUGUUCUGUGAGAAUCAGUUUGAGUUUUAGACCAGGAUUGUGUUAAGACCUGGUUCUUCAAGUUCAGGUUCAGAUCAGGGUUGUGGUUCAGCUGAUGAAGCUGGUUCUGGUUUCACAGUCUGUCCCUGACCUUCACCAGGUGUUUAAUACUGUCCUCAGGAUGGGUUUUACAUGUAAAAUAACAGCCUGUCUGAACCGGAGGACUGUGUCAAACAUUUUCACUGCCCUGAAGCAUCAAUCUGACCUUCAUACCUGCUCCAGGUGUACAGAGGUGAGACAGGAAGCAGGAAGUGAACUAAAGCUCUUUAUUUAUUCUUUAAAUGUGCAAUCUGUCAUUUUCUGCUGCUAAAUCUAAACAGUAAGAGAAAACUGAGUUCAGUGAAGUUGUGAUGUACUGUGGGAUCAUGGGAGUUGUUGUCUUCUCCUCCACUGCUGUCACUGCAGUCUGCUUCUCCUGGUUCUCAGGAGGUUUUUACUGGGGGCCAGAUUCUCCACAGAGGUCUCCACAACAAACACACCAGAUGAUUAAAACCAGUAAAACACUGAAUCAAACAGUUUCCUAACUUUUCUCUCUGAAGAAAGAAGUUUAAAGUCCAGACGUCUGAUGACUAAAGUCCUUCAUCAGGUUAAAAUCUAUAGUGAAGAACAAAAGAAAACAGAUUUCUGUAGGUUUGAAAAUUCCUGGAAACAUUUGGGAUUGUGUCAGUACACAACUCAACAAAACAUAUAACGGAGUUCAAGUUGGUUUUACACAUUUUAAAGUGGAAAAGUCACUUUUAUACCUUUAAACAUGUCCCCAUGUGAACCAUGCACCUUUCACAAUAAAAGCAGGACCACAUGUAAAUGAUAGAAUUACCCAUUACAUAGACACGGAGUGGAGUUCACACAGUGACAGCAGCAGAGAGUCAGGGACCUUUAAUGCAGGAUGAUACAACAAAUAAUGAAAGAAACAAGCGGCAGAAUUCAAAGGGACCUGACUGAACCAGGACGAGGCCUCUGAUAAAGAGAGUUUUCAGAACCAACUUGAAAGAUUCAACUGAUUUUUCCUGCUGAGUUUUAAAGUGUUGAAAUCUCAGGAGCUGAGACCAAAACAGUCUGAUCACACUGUUUGAUCAGGAGAAAUAAGUGUCUUAUAAAUGCAUCAGUCUCAGAUCUGAUCAAACUGCUUGUAGCUGUUGACUGAGUUGGACGUGGACGUUGACAAAAACAGACUUGAGUCAAAUCAAAUGUGCUGUUCUGCUGAACGUGAAGCUUCUGCAGCUAAAGUGAAACAUAAUGUGACUUAUUGUUUAUUUUCAUAUCUGUGUUAUUGAGCUUAUUUGGGACAAUCAUGUGUUGCUUGUUUUUCAGUUGCUGAUCCAGAGUCUGUCAGGUACAGUUAGAGUCCAAACUGUUUCCUGUUGUUGACUGUUAGAUGUGAAUUAUGUGCUGGCUGAUGAUGCAGCUGCAGGGUGUCAUGUGACUUCAUUUCUAUCCAACAGUUUGAAUAAAAGCUGAAAACUAUCAAACUGGAUGUUGAGACUGUUCUGGAUCUUUCUGUCUGUUCACACUUUGAAGAAACUGAAUGAGAUCUAUUUUCUGGGCUGUUGUGUUCGCCCUCUGCAACAUGGGCGCCCAGGAAAGUGCGACAGUUCCUCUCGUGCCUCCUGUAAUCUGGGACCAUCUCUGUGGUUUUACUGCUGCUCAGACACUCUGCACGCUGACUCAUCACCAGCUGUUAUCAGUCCAACCACAGGGGUCUCAUCUGCAAGUUUGAUGGAGGUGUUGGUGGAGUGGGUCGAGCCCUGAGGAGAGCCAGAGCUGAGGUGAGAGGAGCUGCUGCAGCUUCGUCCUCUUCAGAUGCUGAAGUGCUGCUUUUCCAAAACAAACAUGGAGCUUCUUCCUCUCGUGUGUCUCUGUCUCCUGACUUGGUCUGGAACAACGUUUGCUGAUGGAAACGACCCAGGCGUCAUCAGAGUGGUCGUAUUUGAAGAUGAUGAUGCUGUUUUACCUUGUUCCUUUGGCUCUGUGAACAUUGAACAUCAGGUCUUUGACUGGAAGAAGGAUGGUCAGGAUGUGUUCAUGUAUAACAGUGGCCGUACUUACGGUGACGGCAUGUCAGGUCAACAUGAGCAGUUCAAAGGACGGGUCGAACAUUUUCCAGAUCUUCUGAAGUCUGGUAACGCCUCCAUAGUUAUCAGACGUACAGAGGUGACUGACAGUGGAAGCUACACCUGUGAUUCUGUGCAAAACAGAGUGUCAACAACACGAUCCCGCAUUGAGCUUAUUGUUGAUCCUGUCUUGAUAGAGGGAAGACCGCUAAUACUAGCUGCAGCUCCAGAGCCAUAUGUCACAAUUCUGGAUCAAACAAAUGACCGAGCUCUGCUGCAGUGUGAGGUUCGGGGUGUUUUUCUCAAACCUGAAGUGGAGUGGCAGGACAGUUCUGGAAACAUCCUUCCUGCUGAGGAACCACAGGUCUCUGAAAGAGGAGGACGCUACUCCCUCCAAACUACUGUAACCAAGACCGACCGCUAUCGCUGUGUCGUCACACAGGAGGAAAUCAACCAUCAGGUUCAUUCUGAGACCUUUGUCUUUAUGAAUGGUGCAGCUCCAAAGCCACGCAUCAAGACCAUUAAUGAAACAAAGGACUGGGUGCUGCUGCAGUGUGAGGUUCAGGGAGCUUUUCCCAAACCUGAAGUACAGUGGCAGGACAGUUCUGGAAACAUCCUUCCUGCUGAGGAACCACAGGUCUCUGAGAGAGGAGGACGUUACGACAUCACCCUCCAAACUACUGUGACCGAGACCGACACCUAUCGCUGUGUCGCCACACAGGAGGAAAUCAACCAUCAGACUUUUGAUGAGGCCCUUGUGCGUGUCUAUGUUUCAGAGUGUAAGACUGGAUGGAUUGUUAGAACAUCUCUUGGGAUCCUUUUGAUUGUGGUUUGUGUUCUAACUGUGCUUAAAGCCAAUGGCUGCUUCAACUGUAAUAAAGAUCCACCAACAAAGACAAGAGUCCCCACUGAAGACUCCAGUCAUUCAGAGCAGCAACUUGAUCAAGCAAAGACAAUGUUUUGGACUGCGGCUCCUCUGCUUGUCUUCAUCUGUCUUCUGGUUUUUACUGGAACCACAUAUGGACAUGAACACGGGCCAGGUGUUGUCAGAGUGGUUGAGGGGGAAAACGCCAUCUUACCCUGCUCUCUGAGCACCAAGGAGAACAUCGUACAGAAGCUCUUUGACUGGAAGAAAGAUGGUCAGAAGGAGGUGUUCCUGUACGAUGCUGGCAUUCAUUACAAUAACGGCCGUCCAGGUCAGGAUGAGCAGUUUAAAGGACGGGUCUCACAUUUUCAGGAACAACUGAAGUAUGGUAACGCUUCCAUAAUAAUCAGAGACAUAAAGAUAGAAGACAGAGGAAACUACACCUGUGCUUUUCCACGUCUUAAACCAGAAGUAAAGAUUUUUUCCAACUUGUUGUUGUGGCUCAUGUUGAAUUACUGA
Lates calcarifer (barramundi perch) is the source of this 3702-nucleotide messenger RNA. RefSeq lists its product as uncharacterized. NCBI's taxonomy places the organism in Eukaryota, Metazoa, Chordata, Actinopteri, Centropomidae. The coding region runs from base 2068 to 3702 and encodes 544 amino acids. The record is from RefSeq and is a predicted model, not a curated record. The transcript is spliced from 11 exons.